Dermacentor silvarum is the source of this 1374-nucleotide messenger RNA. RefSeq lists its product as uncharacterized. The record is from RefSeq and is a predicted model, not a curated record. Lineage: Eukaryota; Metazoa; Arthropoda; Arachnida; Ixodida; Ixodidae. The transcript has 6 exons. The coding region runs from base 1 to 1374 and encodes 457 amino acids.
AUGGAGGCAACCAAGCAGCAGCAGCAGCAGCAGCAGCGCGGCGUCCUGCCCAGGAAUCGGGGCCAAUGGCUUCUGCUCUCCGGGCGCGACCGGCGGCCACUGCAGGCAGAGCGCGCGGCCCACGACGUGUCUGUGCGGGUGUCUGAGAAGAAGACGCCCAUCUGGGAAGAAGAGAAGCCGUGUCAAUUCGGUGUCAGAGGCCAUCCGCCAGAAGUCCCGUCAAGCAACCCAAUUACCCAGAGGGGCGAGGCGGCCCCAACCGAGGGGCCAGAGCCGUCGCGGCUCGGUGGCUAUGGCCUUCUGCCGCUCAGCACGAGGUCAGACGUCAUGAUGCGAGUACUGCUCGUGGCGCUCCUAGCGGGGAUCGCGUCGGCCGGCGGCUGGCAUGGAGGAGGCGGCGGCGGUGGUGGCGGUGGCGGCUGGCACCAGCACGUGCCCAUCAAGCUGCUCGUGAAGCACGUACACAAGCCCAUCCCGGUGCCCAAGCCCGUGCCGGUGCCCCGGCCGUACCCGGUGUACAAGCUGUUCCCCAUCUUCAAGCCGUUCGCCGUGGCGAAGCCCGUGCCGCAGAAAUACGUGGUCCACCAGUACCACAACAUACAUAUUCCUGUUCCUGUACUGAAGUUCGUGCCCCACCGCACGUCCAUUCCCAUACCAAAACCAGUGGCGCUGCCAAUACCGAUCCAUGUGCCCAAGCCAGUGAUCGUUCCAGUGCCGAAGCCCGUGCCGGUUAAGAAGCCGUUCCCGGUACCCGUACACGUCCCUGUUCCCAAGCCGUUCAUGGUGCCCAUCUUCAAGUCCGUACCGGUGCCGGUGCCAAAGCCGAUCCACAAACUCAUUAAAGUCAUCAAGGAGAUCCCUGUCUACAUCAAGAAGCCGGUUCCCAUAUACGUGCACGAGGAGAGCCAUGGCUGGAAGGGCGGCUGGAAGGGCGGUUGGCACUCGUCGGGCGCCCACGAGGGACAGCUGGCAAGCCAGCUGGCUGCGGCCGUGCACUCCGCCCAGCGUGGUCGCGGAGGCCUGAGGUUCCACCACCACCAACACGGCUCGGCCUCCGAGGCGGCACCCAUCAUCGCGGCCGUGCACCACGUGACACACUCCGGAGGAGGUAGAGGAGGAGGCCUGAGCGCAAGUGGCCUUGCCGCCGCACUGCAGCACGCUUCCAGGCAGUCCGCGCUCGACGCGGUGCGCCACGUUUCCUCCGCCUCGUCGGUACUCCAGCACGCGGGAGGCUCCCCUCUCGAAGCCGUCCACCACGUGACGCAUGGAGCGUCGUCGGCCGCGUCGGCGCUCAGUCACCUGCCCGAACAGGUCUACAUGCUCACAUCUCGUUAUCACAAGCACCCUGAAACUGAAACUAGUUUAGAUAGAUAG